AUGUCGGCACCUACAGCUCUUCGCCAGCCCGAAGCCCCAGGCUUUCAACCCGAAAAUGUCUCUUAUGACCAUGGCGAUGAAAUCUUGAUUGACGCACACACUUCGACUGAUGCGAUCAACCCCGUCGUCGAACCUACCGAUGAUAAUGAAAUGCGCAUCGACGAGGAAGGUCGUCCUGUCUUCACCCCUGCCAAGGACGUCGCCACUGCGUAUCGCAUCGAGACACGAAAAGUGCCUGUCCCUCCUCAUCGGAUGACACCACUCAAAGCGAACUGGACCAAAAUUUGCCCCCCCAUUGUGGAACACCUAAAGCUGCAAGUGCGCAUGAACAUCAAAAGCCGCGCAGUGGAAUUGAGAACCUCCAAAUUCACCAACGAUGUGGGUGCUCUACAGAAGGGCGCGGACUUCGUGAAGGCCUUUACUCUUGGCUUCGACAUUGACGAUGCGAUUGCGCUCCUCCGACUCGACGAUCUAUACAUUGAAACCUUUGAAAUCAAGGAUGUAAAGACGCUCAACGGAGAGCACCUCGGCCGCGCCAUUGGACGUAUUGCAGGCAAGGAUGGAAAGACCAAAUUUGCUAUCGAAAACGCUAGUCGGACACGAGUGGUACUUGCCGACCAAAAGAUCCACAUAUUGGGUGGAUUCAAGAACAUCCAUAUUGCCCGAGAAGCAAUCGUCAGCUUGAUCUUGGGUAGCCCUCCGGGCAAGGUAUACGGCAAUCUCCGAACUGUUGCCUCACGCAUGAAGGAACGGUUCUGA
Penicillium antarcticum is the source of this 759-nucleotide messenger RNA. Its product is annotated as pre-rRNA-processing protein PNO1. The transcript is spliced from 3 exons. Gene Ontology annotation, molecular function: RNA binding. Bases 1 to 759 code for a protein of 252 amino acids. Lineage: Eukaryota; Fungi; Ascomycota; Eurotiomycetes; Eurotiales; Aspergillaceae. The record is from RefSeq and is a predicted model, not a curated record. Gene Ontology annotation, cellular component: nucleolus.